Nannospalax galili (Upper Galilee mountains blind mole rat) is the source of this 6760-nucleotide messenger RNA. RefSeq names its product erbb2 interacting protein (gene Erbin). The transcript is spliced from 27 exons. The record is from RefSeq and is a predicted model, not a curated record. Lineage: Eukaryota; Metazoa; Chordata; Mammalia; Rodentia; Spalacidae. Bases 442 to 4806 code for a protein of 1454 amino acids. Gene Ontology annotation, cellular component: postsynaptic membrane; adherens junction; postsynaptic density. Gene Ontology annotation, biological process: neurotransmitter receptor transport, endosome to postsynaptic membrane; neurotransmitter receptor transport postsynaptic membrane to endosome. Gene Ontology annotation, molecular function: protein binding.
GCGUGGCCCCGCGGCUCGGGUUGGGCGCCCGCCCCUCCCCCUCGGCAACGCGCGGGGCCGCGCUGCUGUUCCGGGUUCCCCGGGACGGAGCUGGAUCCUGCUUUUCGCCCAGGCAGGAAGUGAGUUUCGCACGGCAAUUCCGGGCGGUGUCACGAGUGAAAAGUUUUUUCCUUCGGUGGAGGAGCUGGUCGGGGCUGGGGAAGUCCUAGCAGAAGUCGGCACCAGGAAGCUCCCCAGCACUCCCGGCCUCCCGUGCUGCCCAUCUCGGCUGCGGGAGGCCGCUGUACAUCCACCGCAGACUCGGCGGGACCCGGAGUGACUGGGAAGGGAAGGGAAUCAUGUCAAGCCGAGCCUCGGGACGGCGGCCCUGAACCACUCCGAAAGAAUGUUGGCUCAAUUAAGAAACACCAGGGAAAUAAGUUCAACCCAGAGUAUCUAAAAAUGACUACGAAACGGAGUUUGUUUGUGCGAUUGGUACCAUGUCGCUGUCUGCGAGGAGAAGAGGAGACUGUCACUACUUUAGAUUAUUCUCAUUGCAGCUUGGAACAAGUUCCGAAAGAGAUUUUUACUUUUGAAAAAACUUUAGAGGAGCUCUACUUAGAUGCUAAUCAAAUCGAAGAGCUUCCAAAGCAACUUUUUAACUGUCAGUCUCUACAUAAACUGAGUUUGCCAGACAAUGAUUUAACAGCAUUACCAGCAUCCAUUGCAAAUCUUAUUAAUCUCAGGGAACUGGAUGUCAGCAAAAAUGGAAUACAAGAAUUUCCUGAAAAUAUUAAAAAUUGUAAGGUUUUGACAGUCGUGGAGGCCAGUGUAAACCCUAUUUCUAAGCUCCCUGAUGGAUUUUCUCAGCUGUUAAACCUAACCCAGUUGUAUCUGAAUGAUGCUUUCCUUGAAUUCUUACCAGCUAAUUUUGGCAGAUUAACUAAACUCCAGAUACUAGAACUUAGAGAAAACCAAUUGAAAAUGUUGCCUAAAACCAUGAAUAGACUGACCCAGCUGGAAAGACUGGAUUUGGGAAGUAAUGAAUUCACAGAAGUGCCUGAAGUACUUGAGCAACUAAAUGGGUUGAAAGAGUUUUGGAUGGAUGGUAAUAGACUGACCUUUAUUCCAGGGUUUAUUGGUAGUUUAAAACAACUCACAUAUUUGGAUGUUUCAAAAAAUAAUAUUGAAAUGGUUGAAGAAGGAAUUUCAGUGUGUGAAAGCCUCCAAGACUUACUGUUAUCAAGUAAUUCGCUUCAGCAGCUGCCUGAAACUAUUGGUUCAUUGAAAAAUGUUACAACUCUUAAAAUAGAUGAAAACCAAUUAAUGUAUCUGCCAGACUCAAUAGGAGGGUUAAUGUCAAUAGAAGAACUGGAUUGCAGUUUCAAUGAAAUUGAAGCUUUGCCUUCAUCAGUUGGCCAGCUCACUAACAUAAGAACCUUUGCUGCAGAUCAUAAUUACUUACAGCAAUUACCCCCAGAGAUUGGAAACUGGAAAAAUAUAACUGUUCUGUUUCUCCAUUCUAAUAAACUAGAGACACUUCCAGAGGAAAUGGGUGAUAUGCAAAAAUUAAAAGUCAUUAAUUUAAGUGAUAAUAGAUUAAAGAAUUUACCCUUUAGCUUUACAAAGCUACAGCAAUUGACUGCCAUGUGGCUCUCAGAUAAUCAGUCUAAACCUCUGAUACCUCUUCAAAAAGAAACUGAUUCCGAGACUCAGAAAAUGGUGCUUACUAACUACAUGUUCCCUCAGCAACCAAGGACUGAGGAUGUUAUGCUCAUAUCAGAUAAUGAAAGUUUUAAUCCUUCAUUGUGGGAAGAACAGAGGAAACAGCGGGCCCAGGUGGCAUUUGAGUGUGAUGAAGACAAAGAUGAAAGAGAGGCACCCCCCAGGGAGGGAAAUUUAAAGAGAUAUCCAACACCAUACCCAGAUGAGCUUAAGAAUAUGGUCAAAACUGUUCAAACUAUUGUACAUAGAUUAAAAGAUGAAGAAACCAUUGAAGACUCUGGAAGAGAUUUGAAACCACGUGAAGAUCAACAAGUUGUAAAUAAAGAUCUGGGUGUGAAGACUUCAGAAAGUACUACAGUAAAAAACAAAGUUGAUGAAAGAGAAAAGUGUGUGACAGGGAACUCAGUACAGAAGAUCAGUGAACCUAAAGUGGAGACCAGUCCUGUAAAUUUACCAGUGACUGCAGAUAGGAAAGCCUCUGGGAACCUGAAGCAUGUUAUUAACCACAAUGAUGUUUUCGAGGAAUCUGAAGAACUUUCUUCUGAUGAAGAGAUGAAAAUGGCAGAGAUGCGACCACCAUUAAUUGAAACCUCCAUUAAUCAGCCAAAAGUUGUAGCACUUAGUAAUAACAAAAAAGAUGAUACAAAGGAUACAGAUUCUUUAUCAGAUGAAGUCACACACAAUAGCAAUCAGAAUAACAGCAAUUGUUCUUCUCCAUCUCGGAUGUCUGAUUCAGUUUCUCUUAAUACUGACAGUAGUCAAGACACCUCACUCUGUUCUCCAGUGAAACAAACUCAUAUGAACUCCAAAAUCAGGCAAGAAGAUGAAAAUUUUAACAGUGUUUUACAAAAUGGAGAUAUUUUAAACAGCUCACCAGAGGAAAAAUUCAAAGUUCGUGAUAAAAAGGAUUUUAACUUACCUGAAUAUGAUUUGAAUAUUGAAGAACGAUUAGUUCUAAUUGAGAAAGGUGUUGACUCAAAAGCCACAUCUGAUGAAUCUCACAAAUUAGACCAUAUCAACAUGAAUCUUAAUAAACUUGUGACUAAUACCUUUCAACCAGAAAUAAUGGAAAGAUCAAAAACACAGGAUAUAGUGCUUGGAACAGGUUUUCUAAGUAUUCAUUCUAAAAGGGAAGCUGAGCACAUGGAAAAUGGAAAUGAGUAUCCUAAUUUGGAAUCCAUAAAUAAAGUAAAUGGUCAUUCAGAAGAAGUCGUACAGUCUUCUAGUAGGACUGAACAACAAAACACCAACUCUUCUGUUGAUGUGGGUAUCUCUAAAAGCACUGAAGAUCUCUCCCCUCAGAAAAGUGGUCCAAUUGGACCUGUUGUGAAAUCUCAUAGUAUAACUAACAUGGAGACAGGAGACUUAAAAAUUUAUGACAUUCUUAGUGAUGAUGGUCCUCAGCAGCCAAGUGCAACAGUUAAAAUCACAUCUGCUAUAGAUGGGAAAAAUAUAGUCCGGAGCAAAUCUGCCACACUGCUGUAUGAUCAGCCAUUACAAGUAUUUCCUGGUUCUUCUUCAUCAUCUGAUUUAAUAUCGGGUACAAAGACCAUUUUCAGAUUUGAUUCAAAUCAUAAUCCUGAAGAGCCAGAUAUAAUAAGAACCCCCACAGUAAGUGGCCCACAGUCUACACCUCAAAUAUAUGGUCCUCCACAAUAUAAUAUCCAAUACAGUAGCAAUGCUGCAGUCAAAGACACACUGUGGCACUCCAAACAGAGUCCACAGAUGGAUCCUGUCAGUUUUCCUCCUCAGCGCCUUCCUCGAUCAGAGAGCACAGAAAAUCACAGUUAUGCUAAACAUUCUGCCAAUAUGAAUUUCUCUAACCAUAACAAUGUUAGAGCUAAUACUGCAUACCAUUUACAUCAAAGACUUGCCCCAGCAAGACAUGGAGAAAUGUGGGCUAUCUCACCAAAUGACCGACUAGCUCCUGCAGUAACUCGGACUACAGUUCAACGACAAAGUAGUGUGUCCUCAACAGCUUCUGUAAAUCUUGGUGAUACAGGUUCCACAAGGUGUACUCAAAUUCCUGAUGGAGAUUAUUUAUCAUACAGGGAGUUGCAUUCAGUGGGAAGAACUCCAUUGAUGUCAGGAUCACAGAGACCUCUUUCUGCACGAGCACACAGCAUUGAUGGGCCAAGUACAUCAAGGCCUCAGAGUGCCCGGCCCUCUAUUAAUGAAAUUCCAGAAAGAACUAUGUCAGUUAGUGAUUUCAAUUAUUCACGGACUAGUCCUUCAAAAAGACCAAAUGCAAGGGUUGGUUCUGAACAUUCUUUAUUAGAUCCUCCAGGAAAAAGUAAAGUUCCUCACGACUGGCGAGAACAAGUACUUCGACAUAUUGAGGCCAAAAAGUUAGAAAAGAGCAUGCUGUCAAGGUCCUUUAAUUCCAAUUUUACUGCUGUAAGCAGCUCUCACUAUGGCAGCUCUAGGGAUCUGCAUGGCAGCCAGGGCAGUCUUGCCUUGAGUGUUGCAGACGGAAGAGGUUCUGUUGGGCACGUUUUUCGACAUCCCCAGACAUCCAGUCCAGGAGAUCCUUGCCAAGAUGAUAGAUUGGUUUCAGGAGAGCAGAACUACUCAUCAGGUGCACUUAGUCACAGAGAAGUUCCAGACAGCUUGAUGAAAAUGCCUUUGAGUAAUGGACAGAUGGGCCAGCCUCUCAGGUCUCAGGCAAAUUAUAGUCAAAUACAUCAUCCCCCUCAGGCGUCUGUGGCAAGGCAUCCCUCUAGAGAACAACUAAUUGAUUAUUUGAUGCUGAAAGUGGCCCACCAACCUCCAUAUACCCAGCCCCAUUGUUCUCCUAGACAAGGCCAUGAACUGGCAAAGCAAGAGAUUCGAGUAAGGGUAGAAAAGGAUCCAGAACUUGGAUUUAGCAUAUCAGGAGGUGUUGGGGGUAGAGGAAAUCCAUUCAGACCUGAUGAUAAUGGUAUAUUUGUAACAAGGGUACAGCCUGAAGGACCAGCAUCAAAAUUACUGCAGCCAGGUGAUAAAAUUAUUCAGGCUAAUGGCUACAGUUUUAUCAAUAUUGAGCAUGGACAAGCAGUGUCCUUGUUAAAAACUUUCCAGAAUACAGUAGAACUCAUCAUUGUUCGAGAAAUUUCCUCAUAAGCUUUUGUGGACAAAAAGUGGGGACGACAGCAAGAUUUAUUGGAAGAGACUUGCAAGGGAGAUUAAUAUUUAGACUAUUUUUAUAUAUAAAGAAGAACUCAAACAGUUAUCUUGGAACUUGUACAUUAAUGAAGUAAUGGAGAUUGUGGUUAGAGGGAAGGAACCACUGCACAGAACAUAAAGAAGAAUGUUGAAUUCAUACCAUAUGAAAUUUGUUGUUAGGUUUUUAAACAUAGCAAUCAAGGCUACAAAAACAAAAUGAUGUUGUUUUUGUAUAGAUCGUAGGUUUAUUUUUGGAUUUCAUACACAUGACUGACUGUAUGCAAGGCAAUACUUAGCCUUGAUUGUAGCCCAGAGACAGAUGGCAGAGCUGUCUGUCUCGUAGCUUUUGUGCCCUUAUCUUUAUCCGACUGGUAUUAAUGUUUUGUUUUGUUUCUUUUCUGCUGAAACUACUUUUUUUUCAUGUGGACAAGAGAUUUGAAGUGUGGGCUUUUGCUAUGUGCUUAUUGAAUUGAAGAGUGGGUAGAUGAAGUUGGUGUUGGUGGGUUCACUUUCCAAGGCCAGAUUAAAACAGUUAUUUCCUACAAAAAUCUGGAAGCAAACAAUGAAAAAAAGUUAUGUUAAUGUGUUUUUAUUAAUAGAAUAAUGCAAUAAAAUAUGUAAUGUCUUUUUCAAGAUUUAAAAGACAAUAAUGGCAUUUUAUGUGUUCUCCAAGCUAUGUUCUUGUUGUAGCCAUUGACUAUAUGUUUGCUCCUCAUUCCGUCAGUAAGCAAUAUUUUAGUUACAGAGGUUUUUAAUUCAAAUGCAAAUGCAUGUCUAUGCAUUUCCUGUGCUAUGGAAAUCCCCUCAUUUUUUUUUCUUUUGCAAAUGGUGGUACUUGUAAUCUGUUCUUAUAAAUAGUACUCCAUUUUAAUCUAAUUUAUAAUUUGUGUUUUAAGCAGCAAAUGAAAUUAAAAUGGCCAGUUUUAAGAUUGUGUUGCCUAUAACACAAAGUUAUAAGAUGAUUUAGGAAAGCCUCUUGAUUUUUGUUCAGCCUUGCAUUGCCUUGGCAGAGUAAAAGGAAACAGAGUGAGCAUGGAGCUAGGAAACCAAAGCAAGUGUGUGAAAAUGGCACAGUGAUAACGAAUUGCUGUGGAGAGUUGUAGAGCAAAGGGAUGGGUCCUUAAGGCCUACCAGUGUGUAAAGUGUUCAAAUAAAGGGCUGUUCUACAGAUAACAUUAAAUGUGAACUCCACACUUCAGAGUCUUUAAAGGGUUUCUAAAUGUGUCGUUGUAAUAGUGUUUUACCACCAACUGCCUUUGUUCCUAGUUACUGUAACAAGUAUUUGAUAGAAAUUUAUUAAUUUUGUUUAUCCAAACUAUUGUUUGUUUUUGUUCUAUGUAAUCAAAUAAAAUUUGAGUAACAUGCAAAGGUAAGAAUUAAUGCAUGGUUAUUUGGACCAGAGAAAAGUGCCAUAGGAGACCAAUAACUGUUUUUAGUUGAGGCUAGUUUGAAAACUUUUAUUAGAGCAAUAUACUGUUCUUGAAUUCAUUUUUUAAUUUCUAAGAAGCAUAAUUUGGAAAUUUUUAAUGUGUUUUCUUCAACCUUGAUUUAGUUAAGACUCUUAGGACUAGCUGAAACACCACCUGCAUUAUUUUUACAAAAGUGAGUUGGAUUCACUUUCCAUUUUUUCUAGUCAAACAGUCAGCACUUUUAAAAAUAUGUGAACUCAGAUAUUGCACUUCUUUCAAGAUGUUAUCAAUUGGUUAUUGUACUGUAUAGUUUUAAUAAUUUUGAUCGAAACCCUUUAACAACUCUUUGUAAAUUUUAACUCAUUUUAGUUGAUUUUCAGUACUAUUUACAUAGGAAUUGAUUUUUAUGGAUAUAGUAGAAGAAAUGUGCUGUAUUUUGAUAAAAUUCACAUGUAUGUGUUGUAAUCUCUAAAACAAAGAAUGACAAACAGCUUCUUUAAUAC